AGGAUGCGCCUCCUCGCUAGAAGAAUGUAAACAUUGCUUUGACUUCAAGAAGUCUAAUCGUAAGUGCAUGGGGCCGAGCCAUGGCUACGAUGAAAUCUAUCCGACAGGCGGACCGAAUUGGGCCCUUCUCCUACCUCGUCAGCUCUCCUGCCUUCUGGUCACUUCGUACAAAUUUGACCAGAAGGUGGGGGGCUCUACAUGGCUGUCGGGGUGGGGUCGAGCUCGUUGUGGAGAGCCGGAUUGCUGAGCUUUUCUUGCGCGUCGUUUGUCUUGGUGUAUUGUCAGAUAUGCUGACUUGCUGCGUCUUCCAGAAGUAAAAAUUUGAGGAACAAUGUCCUAUCACUAUGACGCAUACGGCUUCCCCAGGGGACGUAUGAGAGGUGUACCUCACCGAUAUGGUGAUGAUGGCGGUCGACGACGAUACGAGCCGUAUGGGCACUCGUUGUCGUCCAUCGAUGGAUCCUCCCAUUCGGCCUAUUACGCCGCCAAUGGCAUUGGGCCUUCCUCUUCCUCUCGACCAACCCUGCCCUCCCAUGAUAGCCUUUCUCGGGGCGUAGGGAGCCGUGCAGUCCAGCCUAGCCGCAGCGCUGUCUCAAGGAACCAUAAGGACUUCGGCUUCGCCUUCAUUGGAAGAGACAUGGAAGAGAGAGUCAAGCAAAUCGUUAAGGACAGCGAUGCGGCUCUACUGGCACCGAGGGGACCUCCAGCUACCUCUAACUCCCUAUCCAAGGGCAACUCUACACCACUUCCCACCACACCCUCCUCGUCUCGUACUCCUCAUCACGUUCCUGGCUCCUCUUCUGACGACCGAGGCGACACGACGCCGACGUCAACGCAAGCGCAGAGCCGUCCUGUUCUGACACCCACCAUGAUCGUCGACGAAUUCAAACGAGCGGGCCACUUUGAUGCGGUUCGCAAGAAGCUCCUUCAGACCUUCAACGGCAACAGCGCUGGCGCGAAUGGCAGCUCCUAUAAAAAGGAUUUCCUCGACUCCAUCGGAGAUUAUCUCUUGCAACGACUUCGAGAUCUGCCAGAUGAAGCCCGGCAGAAUCUGGCAAAGCGAGAGGCCAGACUGCAGCAUUCGGAAGUGACGCGGUGGAUCGAUGAGGAUGCCAGAGGUGCAAGGGUGAUGGGUGAUGCCGUCGAGGAACUAAGAAAGCGCGGAAUGAUUUUCGGUCAUAAGGGCGGAGAAGAGAACGAUGGCGAGGUUGGCAGAUUCCUCAAGGAGAAGCUGAGUGAGAUCGUGAGGAGCGAGAGAAGGGCCAAGGGCUGGACCGAGGGUGAGGAAGAGCAGAACGAGCACGAGCACGAAAACGAGGAAGAGGAUACUGCUACGGCAGCGGAGAGCAAGGUCAAAGAGGACGGCAUGGAGGAAAACGGCAGAGCCGCAGACGAAGAAGAAAGCAAGGCUUCUGAACUACAGGGAGAGGACAAAAGCGAUGCAAUGCCUGAGAGGACGGGAGAGCAUCCCGGCGCACCGGAAGAUCCAGCAGAUCGGCACAUCAGCGAUAAUAUUUGAGCCCAAAGGUUCGCACUGUCAUCGCCUUCACUUGAUUACAAGGAAGACGCUGCCUUCAUCAACCACAACAUUUUAAUGGUAUACGACCUUAACACAUUGUACUGUACUGUACUUCUACCUGACUGCAUCACAAUCAAUGCGCGUCCUCAUCAC
Molecule: messenger RNA, 1672 nt
Organism: Acaromyces ingoldii
Lineage: Eukaryota; Fungi; Basidiomycota; Exobasidiomycetes; Exobasidiales; Cryptobasidiaceae
Exons: 1
Coding region: 332-1519 (395 amino acids)
Source: RefSeq, a predicted model, not a curated record